GCGCUCUUCAUGCGUAUCAGUUGUUGGUGAUACUGAAUGGGGACAUUUACAAAUUGAUGCGACAUCACUUUACCUUUUACUGUUAGCUCAAAUGACUGCAUCCGGAUUACAGAUUGUCUUUAAUUUGGAUGAAGUUGCUUUCAUUCAGAAUCUAGUUUUCUACAUUGAAUCAGCUUAUUGUAUACCUGAUUAUGGUAGUUGGGAGAGAGGAGAUAAAACUAAUCAUGGUCUUCCCGAGUUAAAUGCAAGCUCCAUUGGUAUGGCUAAAGCUGCUUUAGAAGCCAUGAAUGAAUUAGAUCUUUUCGGUGGUCGAGGUGGACCUUCAUCGGUUAUUCAUGUUCUCGCUGAUGAAGCUCAAAAAUGUCAAGCUGUUCUUCAAUCAAUGUUACCUCGAGAAUCAAAUUCUAAAGAGGUUGAUGCUGCUCUUUUAUCUAUUAUUGGUUUUCCCGCUUUUGCCAUUGAAGAUCCUGAUUUAAUUCAACUUACACGUAAGGUAAUAUUGGAUAAACUUCGAGGACGCUAUGGUUGUAAAAGAUUUCUUCGUGAUGGUUACAAAACAGCUAAAGAAGAUCCAUCUCGACUUUAUUAUGAACCUUGUGAGCUUAAAGUUUUCGAGCACAUUGAAUGUGAAUGGCCGUUAUUUUUUUGCUAUCUUAUACUUGAUGCUUGUUUCAGAGGUGAUAGAGAAAGGAGUUUAGAGUUUUCUGAUGCUCUGGAUAAAGUUCUAGUCAAAACUGAUGAUGGACUCAAAUUGGUUCCCGAAAUGUACACUGUUCCUGCCAAUCUAGUUGACGCUGAGUACAAGAAUCCUAAAAGUCAAGAUCGAAUACCAAUUGGACAAUGUCCGUUCAUGUGGGCACAAUCUCUGUACAUUUUGGGUAGAUUACUUCAAGAAGGUUUUAUCGCACCAGGAGAAAUGGAUCCAUUGAAUCGUAGAUUAGGAGCUGAUAAAAAACCUGAUGUUGUUGUACAAGUUGUUAUUCUUGCUGAAGAUGCUAUCAUGAAGGAAAAACUUUCUGCUCAUGAUAUCAAUAUACAGACAGUUGCUGAAGUCUCUCCAAUCGAGGUUCAACCAGCUCGUGUUCUAAGUCAUCUCUAUGCGUACCUUGGUCGUAAUAAGAAACUCAAACUUUCUGGUCGACAAUCGCGCGAUGUUGGCAUUUUAAGUACUAGUAAACUUUACAGUCUUCAUGAUAGGAUUUUCGCUUUCAUCCCUCAGGUUUUAUCGCACCAGAAGAAAUGGAUCCAUUGAAUCGUAGAUUAGGAGCUGAUAAAAAACCUGAUGUUGUUGUACAAGAUAAACAUGGGACAUUUAAUCACAAUACUUUAAAUAUCUUUACGGCAAUGGAAAUUUCGUAAUGAUAACUUGUUUACACCGCUGUCUCAUUUUAUGAUAUA
Molecule: messenger RNA, 1398 nt
Organism: Panonychus citri (citrus red mite)
Lineage: Eukaryota; Metazoa; Arthropoda; Arachnida; Trombidiformes; Tetranychidae
Product: probable phosphorylase b kinase regulatory subunit alpha
Exons: 4
Coding region: 92-1252 (386 amino acids)
Biological process (GO): glycogen metabolic process
Cellular component (GO): phosphorylase kinase complex
Molecular function (GO): calmodulin binding
Source: RefSeq, a predicted model, not a curated record